Messenger RNA from Dicrocoelium dendriticum, 2739 nucleotides. NCBI's taxonomy places the organism in Eukaryota, Metazoa, Platyhelminthes, Trematoda, Plagiorchiida, Dicrocoeliidae. The record is from the annotation of a GenBank genome assembly.
GCGGAUACCGUUAUCUAUUGGCUGAUCCAUUUUCGGACGCCAUGUCUUCUCUCUGAUUGGGGUCCGUCAUUUCAGUAUGCUUCAUUAUAAGCUUGCUGACAGCUUCGGAUGUUCGGCGACUUUCGGUUCUCCGUGUAUUUGCAAUGACAUCCUGUUGGAGCAGCUGAUUUCCACAAUUCAUUCUUCAGGCCUCUGGUCCAAGUUCUCUAACUUUGUUUCCGUUCUCGAGAAUUCUUCUGGCCUAUCAAAAGACGAUUUCUGUCGUCCAGUUCCCCAAUCCCAUUCAGCUAUUAUCAUGUUGCGCUCAUUUUUCGAUUUGUGCAUUCAGCUCAACACCACAAUUGCUGAAACUCUGUGCACCAUCUGUGAGGUCUUCAGCCUCGAUGAGUUGCAUACUGCUAGCCCGGAACUACAGGACGAAAUCCACUCCAUUGUCUCUUCCAUCGUAAUCCCGCCUCAUACCCGAGACCAAGUUGAUCUGCUGCUCUACGUCUAUCUAUGCCUUGAACUUGAGGCAGCUGAGUUGGAAUGCGAUCAAUACAAUGUGUUCUCUUCUGUACUAACCGUGGAGCAGUGUGAAGCGAAGCAACGUUUGCUGCACUUAGGUCGUCAGUUAAAUCUACCAAGACAGCCAUUCACUCUCUCUCCAUGUUGCAAGCAACUAUUUGUCCCUUAUGCCAAGACGGCUUUGACUCAUCGUAUCAAACUACUCUGUGCUCAGAGCUACUCUGAACACUUUCUGGAUCCGUUGCUUAAAUAUAAGAAUGCGAUCAUGAAAAAGUUCUGGUUGCUCAACGUGUUCUCUGGCGAAUCGAAGCAUGAGCAACGGAUACUGGCCAGUCAGUUACCAGACGAAUUGGUUUAUCAGUUGUUCUAUGAAGUCCGAAAGCCGGAUCUGUUUUCACUCAUCAUUGAAUUUCCGGACUCAAUGGCUGCUCUUCAAGAUUUGGGCAAGUGCUUGGAUCACGUCUCGUUUCGUCACGAUCUCAUCACCCAUCUCACAGAAUGCAUUAGACGAAGACUUCUUCAUCCUGGAGUACACACGGAGCAAAUACUAGUUGCGUAUGGCUAUCUGGUACGUGCGUUGCGGUUGAUUGACAAAUCAUCCCUUGUUCAAGACGUCGUUUGUCGCCCGGUCUCGAAGUGUCUACGACAGCGGGAUGACGCUGUCCAUUGUAUUAUGGACAAGCUGUUAUAUACCCCUGAACAAGAAAUCGAUGGCGAGGCUCACGCGAAUCCUGAGGAUCCAUCCGCGACUUCAACUGAACUCUACUCUGAGCUGUUGUCGCGCAAGCCCCUCGAAGUUGCAUCAGUUGAUGGAACCGAGGAUAGUGACGCUGAGUUUGUCUUUGAAGAUCCUGCGUACGACGAAGAUGUGUCAACUGUUGGGCGUACAACUGGUCACAGUGGCUCCAACGAAGGUUGGGGCAGUAAUUGGCAACCUGACCCAGUGGAGGCGAUGUACCAGGGUGGACUUUGGCGACGACGUUUGGACCUAUUGAGCAUGCUCGUCAGCAUCUACGGCAGUAAAAAAGCGUUUUUGGUGGAAUACAAACAGCUACUUAGUCAGCGUUUGUUGCGCCAGCGUAGUUUUCAUACCGCCCGAGAAUUGCGCAAUUUAGAACUGCUGAAAUUGCGAUUUGGAGAACAAAAUUUGGUCGAAUGUGAAGUUAUGCUAAAAGAUAUUCGCGACUCAAAACGUGUCGCCGCAUUAGUUUCUGAAUCCAUGCAACGGACGCCAACCAGGUCGUCUAACGUCUUAUUACCGACGAAAUCGGAGUCUUCGCAGGCUCGUGGGCGAGCAGGUGAUCCACCAACGAAUGAAAACACGGAGCAUCCAGUCGCCACCUUCCCUCUAUCGGCUUAUAUUUUGUCUGCUCAUUACUGGCCUGAAUUGCUGAAUGAUCGAUUUAAAUUGCCGGAAGGGCUCCGGACCACUUUUGAUGCUUACGAACGUUCUUUCCAGAAGUUUAAAGGCAACCGCACACUACAGUGGAUGCACAAGCUGGGUCUAGUGAAUAUCGAAUUGGAACUGGGUGACCGUAAAGUGCAGAUGGAUGUCACUCCAUUACAGGCUUCUAUCGGUUACCUGUUCACUACUAGACGGACAUGGAGUCUGCGAGAUUUGGCACAGGAUCUAGAAACCCAAGUUUCCACCGUCCGUCAAGCCUUGCACAUUUUUGUUCAGUCCGGAUUCAUACAUCAAUGUCCUACACCUGAAGCUUCCUCCGAUGUUCGCGCGGAACUGUUUGAAGUGUGUGAUGCAAGUUCAGGUUAUAACAGUCGAGGGGCUAUGUAUGAUCUGGAAUCGAGCGCAGAUAAAACAGAUCGAUCGUGUCAACUACCAUCCAGUGAGAGGUAUUUCUCGAAUCAGGACUCUGAAAUGGAUGCUGUGGUGUCCAGUGUCCGGGAGAGAAGAGAGAAAGAAUUGCAGGUUUUUUGGUCUUACAUCGUGGCGAUGCUCACCAAUCUCGGGGGUCUCACCUUGAGUCGCAUCCACUCCAUGCUACGCAUGUUUGCUAUGGGAUCCACCUCCGGGCUGGAUUGCACCCGAGAAGAGCUGAAACAGUUUUUGGAUAAAAAGCUACACCAGUCCGAAUUGGCCUUCGAUGGAGAGACGUAUACGUUAUUCAAACCAGAUAGUUAACCCAAUAGCAUCUGAUGUACAUAUACUGCUAUAAUAAACAUUCUGCUAUUCACCUGAAUUAAAGUGUGUUGUCGAAUUUCUAUCCCUUUCGC